This is a messenger RNA of Salvia hispanica, 1794 nucleotides long. RefSeq lists its product as uncharacterized. The record is from RefSeq and is a predicted model, not a curated record. Gene Ontology annotation, molecular function: transmembrane transporter activity. Gene Ontology annotation, biological process: transmembrane transport. Gene Ontology annotation, cellular component: membrane. Lineage: Eukaryota; Viridiplantae; Streptophyta; Magnoliopsida; Lamiales; Lamiaceae.
GCACGGUCCAAUCACAUCUCCAUCGCUGAAAUUAGUUUUCCCAACUACCCUCGUGUUUUUUUCCAUCCUUUAAUAGAAAUAGUAUAAGUUACUAGAAUUUAGAUAGAUAUAUAGAGAGAGGGAGUGGUAUUGAUUAUUGAUCAUCAAGAACUCUAUAGAGAGAGAGGGGAGUGAGGAAAGUUGGGAUCUUGGUGAAGAUGGCGCCAUGGUUGGAGGGGCUGAGGCAGCUGAGGCCACUGGUGCACCUGUUGUUGCCACUGAUGGUGCAUUGGAUUGCUGAUGAGAUGACUGUUUCUGUGCUGGUUGAUCUCACAACUAACGCCCUUUGUCCAGGAGAGGAGAAUUGUUCUGAGGCCAUUUAUAUCAAUGGCAUCCAGCAAACUAUUACCGGAAUAUUCAAGAUGAUAGUUAUACCCCUCAUGGGUCAGCUGUCUGAUGAGUAUGGACGUAAACCUUUCCUACUUCUCACAGUAUCAACAAAUAUUGUCCCUUUUUCUUUACUUGCAAUCAAUCAAGCUAGAGGAACAGUCUAUGCUUAUUAUGCUAUUCGUACUAUUGCUAUGAUAAUAAGCAAGGGGACCAUUUUCUGCAUUGCAGUCGCAUAUGUUGCCGAUAUAAUCGAUGAGGGCAAGAGGGCUGCUGUUUUCAGUUGGAUGACUGGCCUUUUCUCUGUAUCACUUGUCAUAGGAAACUUGCUAGCACGUUUUCUUCCGGAAGAAUAUAUUUUCCAGGUGUCGAUAGUUCUGUUGACCUUCGUCCCAGUUUACAUGUGGCUGUUUCUGAACGAAACAGUGAAAUCAACUCGAAAAUCAGACCAUGAUAUUUCUUGCUUAAACAAGGCAGUUAGUAUUGUUACAAAUCGAUAUUACUUGAUGAAGAAUGCUGCUUAUAUUGUUUUUAGCAGCCCAACGCUUAAGCGCAUUUCUUUCGUCUCCUUCUUCUAUGAGCUGGGAUCGUCUGGUAUCAGCAGUGUCAUAAUGUACUAUAUGAAAGCAGUUUUUGGUUUCGACAAAAAUCAAUUAUCAGAAGUUUCGAUCAUUGUGGAAGUUGGCUCAAUCUUUUCUCAGAUAUUGGUGCUUCCGCUACUUAAUCCUUUGGUCGGCGAGAGAGUGAUUCUUUGUGCAGCCUUGCUCGCGUAUACUGCAUAUGGAUUGCUUUAUGGAUUGGCCUGGGCACCAUGGGUGCCUUAUGUGAGUACUUGUUUUGGAAUCAUCUAUGUCCUUGUCAAACCCGCUACGUAUGCAGUGAUAUCCAAGGGAUCAACUUCAGCAGAUCAAGGUAAAGCGCAAGGCUUCGUAGGUGGCGUGCAAUCCAUUGCAAGCUUUCUUUCACCACUUGCAAUGAGUCCUCUAACCACGUGGUUUCUAUCAAGCGACGCACCUUUCAACUGUAGAGGUUUCAGCAUCAUAAUCGCCACACUGAGCACGGUGGUGGCGUUGUGCUUCGCGUGGACGCUUAACCUAGACGCGCCAAAGAAGAACGCGGAGGAGCAGCAAACGGAAGAUGUGGAAACACCACUUCUGUCAUAAUCAUCAACUACUGGUGGUCUUGAGUAGGGAAAUCUACUCUUUGGUUGGAUCUCUCUCUUUCCUCUAGAAUGGAAAUGAUGGUAUUCAAGUGAAAAUUUUGAGGGAGAAGAUGGUAAGUUGGCAUGGUGUAUAGGUUGAUGGGAGAGAGAGAGAGUAGUUUGUAUGAAGUAGUUCCACUAAAAUAAGCUGUUCUUAGAGCCAAAUUAAAUGUUGUAUCUUAUGAAAUUUGAUUAUAUCUAUGAAAUUCGAUUAAUAUCUUAUUUUA